Molecule: messenger RNA, 2397 nt
Organism: Rotaria sp. Silwood1
Lineage: Eukaryota; Metazoa; Rotifera; Eurotatoria; Philodinida; Philodinidae
Source: the annotation of a GenBank genome assembly
AUGUUGUACCGCUUACGUAAAUAUGGUUUUUCCGCAAAGAUUCUUGAGGCCGGUGAUGGUAUUGGUGGUACAUGGUAUUGGAAUCGUUAUCCAGGUGCACGUUGUGACAUUGAAAGUAUGCAGUACUCCUAUUCAUUCUCAGAAGAAUUACAACAAGAAUGGAAAUGGUCGGAAAUAUUUUCAUCUCAGUCAGAGAUCUUGCGUUAUCUCAAUUAUGUUGUUGAUAAAUUUGAUCUUCGUAAGGAUAUUCAACUCGGUACUCGAGUGGAUACAGUCUAUUUCGAUGAGGCGCAUUCACGUUGGGAAGUACAAACAAAUCGAGAAGAUAGACUUUUCGCCAAUUUUUGCAUAAUGGCCACUGGUUGUCUCUCAACAGCUCGCGUUCCACAAAUCAAAGGACUUGAUAUUUUCAACGGUCAACACUAUCAUACAGGUCGAUGGCCACAUAUGAAUAUUUGCUUUAAUGGACGUCGUGUGGCCGUCAUUGGCACCGGCUCCUCUGGCAUACAAUCGAUUCCAGUCAUUGCUGAACAAGCAGAUCAUGUCUUUGUAUUUCAACGAACACCAAAUUUCAGUAUUCCAUCUCGCAAUGGACUUCUCAAAGCCGAAUAUGAACAAUGGUGGAAAUCGAAUUAUGCAGAGUAUCGGCGGCAGAUCUCCGAAGCACCCUUUGGAUUCAUACUCAAAGACAAAAAGAAUAUUUCAGCAAUGACUGUAACGCCAGAGGAACGCCAACAUGAGUUGGAGAGAAGUUGGCAAAAUGGUGGUCUUGAUUUUUUAUUGAGUUUCAAUGAUCUCUUUAUCAACAAGGAAUCCAAUGAUGCAGCAGCUGAAUUCGUACGCACUAAGAUCCGUGAAACUGUCAAAAAUCCCGAGGUAGCUGAGGUUUUGAUUCCACAGAAUUAUCCGAUAGGUACCAAGCGUCUGUGUGUCGACACCAACUACUUUCAGGCUUUUAAUCGCGACAAUGUCACGUUAGUUGAUCUUCGAAACGGACCGAUCGAUGAAAUAACACCCAAUGGCAUUCGUAUCAAAGAGAAAGUCUACGAAGUGGAUGAUAUUGUGUUUGCGACAGGAUUUGAUGCGAUGACUGGAGCUUUGCUUCAAAUUGAUAUUCAUGGUCGUUCUGGCAAAACACUUCAAGACAAAUGGGCAGAAGGUCCUCGCACCUAUCUCGGUUUGAUGAUGGCCGAUUUUCCGAAUCUCUUCAUCAUCACUGGUCCUGGUAGCCCAUCGGUACUAACGAAUAUGCUUCCUUCUAUUGAGCAACAUGUCGAUUGGAUAGUCGAAUGUCUCAACUAUCUUCGUAUGCAUCAUUACGAUACGAUCGAACCGCAAGUAGAAGCAGAAAAUGCAUGGGUUCUUCAUGUUAAUGAAAUCGCCAAUGCAACGCUCUUUCCUCUGGCUAACUCAUGGUACGUUGGAGCGAAUAUCGAUGGUAAACCCAGAGUCUUUAUGCCAUAUGCAGGCGCACGAAUUGGAAUUCAAAUACGGGUUGCACUUUCAUCUCUUAUUUAUAAAAGAUUAGUAUCGUUGCCAACAAGAGCAAUUAUCAAAACAACAACAACAGGUCAAAUGGUGAAUUUAAUUUCAACUGAUGUCAGUAAAUUUGAAGAACUAUACAAAUUUAUUCAUCAUUUAUGGGCGACACCAGUCGAAGUACUUAUUGUCUUUGGUAUAAUUUGGAACGAAAUUGGUAUUCCGACCUUCAUUUGUUUAAUAACUGAUUUACAAUCAUUCCCAGCUGGUGAUUCAACAGUCAUAGGAGAAAAAGAAGUAAAUUUGAGUGGAGGACAAAAAGCUCGUGUCUCACUUGCUCGAACUUUAUACACCGACGCUGAUAUUUAUUUGUUUGAUGAUCCACUAGCAGCUGUUGAUUCUACAGUUGCUAGAAAAAUUUUCCAACAAUGCAUUAGUAAUGAAAGUAUGUUAAAUGAUAAAACACGCUUAUUAGUUACACAUCAAAUACAAUUUUUAUCCGAAUUUGAUCAUUGUAUUUUAUUAGAUCAUGGUCAAAUAGAGAAACAAGGUUUAUUUCAUGAAUUACUAACAAUAGCUAAAGUUAAGCAAUGCUACGAAAAUCAUCUAAAACAUACAAACGAAACAGGAAAAAGUCGUAGACAAAAUCAUAAUAAUGUUUGUGAUGAUGAUGAUGAUGAUGAUUCUAUGAAGCCAUCGGAAACUGUUAAUAAAAGUAGUAUUGUCAUAGAAGAAACAUCUAUUGGCGGAAAAGUUAGUACCUAUGUUUGGUUUAAAUUAUUUACUGCUAGUUAUGGCUGGGCUGAAUGCAUAUUAUUGAUUUUUUUAAUGUUGUUGGGUCAAGAUCUUUAUGAUGUAACUAACAAAUGGUUAAGUAUAUGGUUAUCAAAGUUGGAAGUAGAGCAACGCAAAAGUUAG